AUGAUAUAUAUUCAUGUUGCUUUUAUAUUUAGUAAUUUAGGAUGUUAUGAAAAAGCAAUUGAAUUAUAUAAUAAAUAUCUUCUCAUAAACUAUGUUUCUAUUGAUAAUCCUGAAGCAAAAGUUAUUCAUAUGAUUAUCGGUUAUCUCUAUCAUCAUCUUUCUGCAUACGAUAAUGCUUUUAUUCAUUAUGGUAUUGUGUUAUCAUUAUUAGAUGAAACAAAUUUAUUAUCAAUUGAACUGUACAAUCAUAUUGGUGAUGUUUGGAAUAAUAUGGACAAUAUCGAUCAUGCAAUAUCAUGUUAUCAGCAAGCAUUAAAUAUCGGAAGUGCAAAUGAUAUUAAAAACUUAGUUGAGAAUUCUAUUUAUGAAAGACAAAUAAAUGAUACUGAUGAACAUCAUAGAUCAAUUAUAAAUCCAGAUAAUGAAACACAAUUGAAAAAUUAUCAAUGUCAACUAAAUGAUGGACAUAAUCUUACAUCAGUUCAACGUAUUGAUGUGUUUUAUCAAAUUGGUAUAUGUUUAAUGAGAAAAGGUGACUCUCAUCAAGCUUUACAAAUCUUUUCAAAAGCGAAACAGAUGAUUAUUAGUGGACAACUAGAUAAUGAAAUUAAUUCUACAUCAAUUCGAUGUGUUGAUUUAUCGUAUCAAAUUGGCUUAUGUUUGAUGAAAAAAGGUGAUUUUCUUGAAGCCUUAAAUAGUCUUUUAGAAGCUGAACAGAUUAUUAUUAAAGAUCCUCCAGUAUGGGAUCGAUUUCCUCAAUUACUUGCAACACUUUAUGAUAAUAUUGCUAUACUUUAUUUUCUUUUGCAUGAACCUUUUGAAGCUCUAUUUAUGUGGAAGAAAUCUAAUGAUAUUAAAACAAACUUUUCUUACGGUUAA
Adineta steineri is the source of this 879-nucleotide messenger RNA. Lineage: Eukaryota; Metazoa; Rotifera; Eurotatoria; Adinetida; Adinetidae. The record is from the annotation of a GenBank genome assembly.